Molecule: messenger RNA, 228 nt
Organism: Pongo pygmaeus (Bornean orangutan)
Lineage: Eukaryota; Metazoa; Chordata; Mammalia; Primates; Hominidae
Product: small integral membrane protein 7-like
Exons: 1
Coding region: 1-228 (75 amino acids)
Source: RefSeq, a predicted model, not a curated record
AUGAUUGGGGACAUCCUGCUGUUUGGGACAUUGCUAAUGAAUGCUGGGGCAGUGCUCAACUUUAAGCUGAAAAAGAAGGACAUGCAGGGCUUUGGGAAGGAGGCGUGGGAGCCCAGCACAGGUGACAACAUUAUGGAAUUCUUACUGAGCCUCAGAUACUUUUCAAUCUUCACCAUCCUGUGGAACAUCUUCAUUAUGUGCUGCAUGAUUGUGCUGUUUGGCUCUUGA